Molecule: messenger RNA, 659 nt
Organism: Fragaria vesca subsp. vesca
Lineage: Eukaryota; Viridiplantae; Streptophyta; Magnoliopsida; Rosales; Rosaceae
Exons: 4
Coding region: 115-579 (154 amino acids)
Source: RefSeq, a predicted model, not a curated record
GCAAUUUGAAAUUGUGGUGAACACCAUCUACUCUCUCUCUCUCCUUCUUUCUGAAGUCCUCUCAGGUUAAACGUCGACCAGCGGUGGCGCCACUAAUCCGGUGCCGAUAUCGAAAUGGAAGCCUCGAUCUCCUCCUUCACAAUCAUCAGAACCCCAACCAAGUCCAACUCCAGCACAACUAUAUUUCCAAGCAUUAACAUCACAAAACCACAUCUUUCUUGCUUUACCACAACAAAAUGCCACAACCUCGCUUUCGCUGUGGUGAACAGUCUAAACAGGUCUACUCGGACCCGUCGCGGCAGAAAAGCUUGGAAGACUGCAGCCGUUGAAGAUGUCACCGGCGCUAUAACGGAUCCGGGGCCGGUCGUCCUCACCUGGCAAAUCGUCGUCGGAGCUAUAGCUGGAGUUACACCUUUUGUGGUCGCAGGGAUUGAAUUCAGCAAAAGAAUUAUAGCACAACAGAGAUGCGAGGUGUGUGGAGGGUCAGGACUUGUUUUGACGAAAGAAAACUAUGUGAAAUGUCCUGGAUGUGGUGGAUUUCUCCCUUGGCAAUCAUGGAGAAGAUUCUUUACUGGCUAACUAAUUCAGAUGGACGUGUAUAUAUAGUGUUCAGCCUUGUUGAAAACUUAAAAUUAUGAUUAAUUUGGGAAGUUUCAAUU